CUCUGACUGUCUAUCUCUGACUGUCUAUAACUGACUUCCACCUCUGACUGUCUAUUGGUUCUUGUGUAUAGCUGUUUAACAUUGCUGACUUUUUGGAAGGGUUUUUUGGGCGUAAUAGUCUGUAGCAGUCUCUUGAAGACUGUCUAAGAUUGCUGACUGUCUCUCCAGAGCUGCAGGAUGAGCUCCAGUAGAGGAAGACUUGGGCCUCUCCGCACCCUCCCGCGUGCCUUACUCCUUGACGUGGCUCCUCCUGGGUGGGCUUUGAUAGCCAAGGAGCUGUCUGAAGCUCUUAGUAACACGUUCAGUGUGAGUGCUGCCUUCACACAGCCCCAGAGACUGCUGAGUAUCUACACUGUGCGAGAGCGCCACCAGUGCCUGCUGCCUCUGUUGAAAAUUAGGGGUAAUCUACCUCGGUUACUUAGCUGUCUCUCAGAACUGCGCUCUCUACCUCGAGAUGGAUCCUGUGGACCCUGGAGUGGUGCAAUGGCACUGGCUGUGCUGGACUCUCUGCAACAGAACAAGCAGUGGAUGCAGCACAAUGUUCCAGGGGCAACUGGACACAACUGCUUCAUGGAGGUUACUGUAGUAUCCACACGUUUAGGCGGUGAGGUGGUCGCUGAGUUGGACCUUGGGCUGAAGGAUGCUGAUCUGGGAUUGCUGCAGAGAUUACUAGUUGUCCAGAUUUGUAAUACAACCGGAGACACAGUCAGUGACAGCUGUCCCGAGUCAAGGACAGGUCUGUCAGUAUGUGACACUGAGGUCCGUUUGAUUUCUGGAGACACUUUGAGUAUUGAAAGUUUCUUUAAGUCCUGGCUUUUUGAAAGUUGUCCUGAGAAAGAGCAGCUUCGUGUAAUUGUGCCCAGCGGAGACACACCUUUGUGUUUAAUUUGUGACGUUCAGCAGCGGAUUAUAAACACAGAGAUUUUACACCAGGCACAAGGACAAGACUGCGCUCUGAGGGCAAAUCAAAGAGAUUCCCCUCAGGAAAAAGUCACCCAAGUCAUGCGUGUGCUCAGGGCUGUGUCGAAUCAAGGAGUCUGUGGGUCAUUGCUGUAUGGCCUUCCCACAAUCCUGCUCCCCACCACAUGCUGGGAAUUGGACUGGGAUCAGCUGGAAUCGAAUCAGGAAGAGUUUUAUGCUUUGUGUCAUUGUUUGCUGUCCCAGGAGCUGUCUCUCCUUGCAUGCAGUACCCAGAGAUCCCUCACACCGCUUCCUCCUGUCAUGCCUCACUUCAUUAUUUCUGCAUCAGACUCACCAGCUCUUCUCCUUCGUUCGGUUGCUACCAGAGAACUUGUCCUUCCACUGGAGACUGCUCGUAUUAGUUGCCCUUUGCCAGACAAUACUCUGCACACAGUCCAGAAUGCUCUACGCUGUCUCCCUGUGGAAUCCGUGUAUAACCCGCUAUUAGCGAGCUCCAAUCUAUAUCAGUACCUUCAGCAUGUCCCCAACCAGCCAAGUAGACAGCAGGGGCAUGUAAGACACAUGACAUCAUCACGUGGACAAGUGGUCGGAGGGCCCAACAUGAGGCAGGUUGCAGUCAGGCAAAGUAAAGCCAGGGCAACAGUGGCACCUCUCUCUCUGGUGUCUCCAACUUCCUAUACGUCCAUUACAUAUUGUGAAGACAAACCGAAACAUGGGAACACCGUCCACCAGGACAAGAAGGACUUCCUAUCUGAUGUCUAAGCAGUGCCUUCUGUACAACACGUUUAUAGUUGGGUUUUUGUCCAGGCUGUAGCAUAGCCAAGGUCCUGAUCAACUGCAGCAAGCAUCCCCUACCCCCAGACACGUCCAUCAAACGUUCCCCAAGAAAUUCUCCACUGACUCAUAUCCUGCCAUAUCUCCUAAUCUAGUGCCUGACAAUUUACAUCAAACAGUAUAUAUAGUUAUUGGGACAAUCCUCACUACUCCUGACAUAUAGAAUACUAUCUUUUAAUAUUGCUAUAUAACUGUUUGAUAACUGCUAAUACCGUCUCUGCACAGUUAAAUUCCUGACA
Molecule: messenger RNA, 1994 nt
Organism: Pelobates fuscus (common spadefoot toad)
Lineage: Eukaryota; Metazoa; Chordata; Amphibia; Anura; Pelobatidae
Gene: M1AP
Product: meiosis 1 associated protein
Exons: 9
Coding region: 178-1683 (501 amino acids)
Biological process (GO): male meiosis chromosome separation; meiosis I; spermatogenesis
Source: RefSeq, a predicted model, not a curated record